AUGGGUCAGGGAGUGAGUGUGGAGGAGAGAACAGCGGUGGGUGGAGAGACAGCGCUGACGCUGGCAGUCAAAGCCGGACUGACACAGAAUGUGAAGAGCCUGCUGGAACACGGAGCCUCUCCUCACAACACCAACAACAAGAAUGAGUCACCGCUGCUGCUGGCAGUGAAGGUUGGCUCUGUUCAAAUCACACACGCUCUGGUGGCCCAUGGUACAUGGGUGGAGCAGGUCUGCCAGAAGAGGUGGACGGCGAUGCACGAGGCGGCCAAAGUCGGCAACGCUGACAUCCUGAUGCUGCUGCUGAGGAACGGUGGGCGGGUCAACCAGAAGGACGUGGCAGGAGUGACGCCGCUGGCCGUGGCCGCGGAGCGCGGACAUUUCCACAUCAUGGAGAUUCUGCUGAGCUGUGGAAGCAGAGUGAACUCUCAGGCCUGUAAUGGUGAAAGUGUGCUUCUGGACGCAGCUGGAUCAGGAAACACCGCCUGUGUCAAACUGCUGCUGGACAAUGGAGCCAACGCCAACCUCCCCAGCAUCACUGGUCUCCUGCCAAUACACAAGGCAGCUUACGCUGGACACUCUGAUGCUGUAAAGAUGCUGAUACCUGUGACUACAAAGAAAGCCAUUAAAGAAGCAGGACAGAGCCCCGUCCACUCUGCGGCAGAGGGUGGACAGACACGCUGCUUGCAGCUGCUGCUGGCUCACGGCUAUGAUGUCAAUUAUCGCAUGUCCACCAGGAACUCUGAGAAUUACUGUGACAUGAGAAAGAGUGCUUUGUACUUCACUGUCUCCAAUGGAAACGUGGACUGCACCAAAAUACUACUGGCAGCUGGAGCAAAAACUGACCUGGACCCGCUCUGCUGCCUCCUGGUGGCGGUCAGGUCCGGACGCUAUGAUUUAGUGAAACUGCUUCUGGCUGCCAAAGCAGAUGUGAACUGUUACUUUACAGUAGUGAGCGACACAGUGUUUCCUACAGCUCUGCAGUACUGCCUGAAGGACGAGGUGAUGAUGAGGCUGCUGCUGAACAGCGGCUACAGGGCGGAGAGCUGCUUCUGCUGUCACCACGACAAGGGCUUUGAUGCUGUUGAUGGUGCACUGGGGAAAAUCCCUGUGAGUGGCAUGUUAAUCAUUUUUUCAUUAUUUUUGUGUGAAUGUCCGUCUCCUUCACAGUUCUGUGAGAUCAUGUGUCUGUCGUGUCUCCUUCAUCUGUCGGGGAACGUGGUCCGGAUCCUGUUGGACUACGUCGGCCUUGUCCACGUCUGCUCCAAACUUAGGCUCAUUCUGGAGCGACAGAGAGAGUGGCCUGAAAUAUAUGAAAUCCUCGACAGUCCUCGCUCGCUCAGGCACCUCUGUCGACUGGAGAUCAGAAGACGUUUGACCCUGAAGAAGCUCAAUAAUCCUGAAAUCCUGAACUCUCUCAAUUUUCCUCCAAGACUGAAGAGCUUCAUACUGUACAAGGAGCUUGACCUUUACGGCCAGGGUUGUGAAUGCGAUGCGUAA
Molecule: messenger RNA, 1497 nt
Organism: Cynoglossus semilaevis (tongue sole)
Lineage: Eukaryota; Metazoa; Chordata; Actinopteri; Pleuronectiformes; Cynoglossidae
Product: ankyrin repeat and SOCS box protein 15-like
Exons: 7
Coding region: 1-1497 (498 amino acids)
Biological process (GO): intracellular signal transduction
Cellular component (GO): cytoplasm
Molecular function (GO): protein binding
Source: RefSeq, a predicted model, not a curated record